CGCCUCCAUGAUGGACGUCAGCUGGGCGUGAAACGCCUUGUAGCCCGUCAUGUCGGGACGGCGGGACCCGGAACACCGGGGGGGGGCUGCGUGCUCCCGGUACACCGGUGAACUUACCACAGUACGUGAACGCAGCACGAGGUCGGUUUCUACGGCAACGCCUGACAACAGAGAGGAAGAUGGUUUACAUCACAGAGGACCUGGUCCGCAAGCGGGCCGAGCACAACGAGGGCCAGAUCUUCUCCCUGGAGGAGGUUUCUCUGCACCAGCAGGACAUCGAGAGGAUGGAGCACAUCGACAGGUGGUGCAGAGACCUGAGGAUCCUCUACCUGCAGAGCAACCUCAUCCCCAGGAUCGAGAACGUCGGGCGCCUGAAGAAGCUGCAGUAUUUGAACCUGGCCUUGAACAACAUUGAAGUCAUUGAAAACCUUGAAGGCUGCGAGAACCUGCAGAAACUGGACCUGACGGUGAACUUCGUGGGCCGCCUGAGCAGCGUGGAGUCUCUGCAGCACAACGUGCACCUCACAGAGCUCUUCCUCACCGGGAACCCCUGCUCUCAGUUUGAGGGCUACCGGCAGUACGUGGUGGCCGCGCUGCCCCGACUGCAGUGGCUGGACGGGACGGAGAUCAGCCGGUCGGAGCGGCUUCGGGCCUCCCAGCGGCUGGAGGAGGUGAGGAGGCGAGUGUGGGAGCAGGAGGAGGAGCACCUGAGGAGGAGAGCCAGGGAGAAGGAGGAGGAGAGGAGGAAGAAAGGAGGCUGCUGGCCAGCGCCUGAGGAGAACCGGGAGGCCAACAAGGAGGAGAACCAGGAAGAGGAGGAGGAGAACCGGGAGGAGAACCAGGAAGAGAAGGAGGAGAACCGGAAGGCGGAGGAGAACCCAGCGCCCAACGACCCGGAGGAGGAGGAGCGGUUGGAGAAGGAGUUCUGGCACACGCCGUGCGCAUUCACGCCCGAGUCCCGGCUGGAGACGCACCGCCACCUGGAGGAGAAGAAGAAGGCCAAGGAGAGGCAGACGGAGAAGAAGCCGGCGUCCCUCCCGAGGACGCUGAUCACCGCUGAUGGACGAGUCCUGAACACCAACGAGCCAAAGCUGGACUUCUGUUUCUCUGAGGAUGAAGAACAUAACUCCAUCGUGUUGACCCUGGAGGUCUACAGACACAUGGACACCUCCCUGAUGGACGUGGAUGUCCAGCCAACCUACGCCAGAGUCAAAGUCAAAGGAAAGAUAUUUCAGGUGGUCCUGCCGGCCGAAGUGAAGCCCGACAGCUCGACGGCUCGGAGGUCCCAAACCACGGGACACCUGGUCCUCAGCAUGCCGAGGGCUUCAGGCGAAAUCAAAGUGGCGAAGAGCGUCCCCCGCCGGACGCCACGCAGCAGCAUCUCGCCCGGGCGCCGCAGCAGAAACACCAACAUGUCUCCAUCACGUCCAUCCAGGGAUUCCACAAAAGACACCUUUUCCGUCCCUCUGGGACAUCAAGCACACAUGGACCUCCCCUCCGCGAGGUCACCUGGGAGGAGUCAUGUGAUAUGACAUUCCUCACGCAUCGGCCUCACUGCACACGUUUAAAGCGGCGACGUCAGCGUCGUCUGACUAAACUCCGCCUCCGGGUCCCACGCCGAUGAGACGAUCAGGGUGUCCUGCUGGGAGGCAGAUGGGUUCAUGCAGCUCCGGUCCUGAUGGUGUUCUGACCCUGCUUCUGAUUGGCUGUCAGGGAAUCGUUACGUUACAUGUCAUUUAGCUUCAGUCAUACAAGAAGACGCCUCUAACUGGAGUCUCUCCCCCGUGUCCGAACAGAACAGAACCCCAGAGGCUGGAGGCGGAGCCCAGCAGGCACACGCACAUCGACCUCGCCAACAUCGUGCGCCGCCACAGCGCCCAAGAAGGCCCG
This is a messenger RNA of Gasterosteus aculeatus aculeatus (three-spined stickleback), 1890 nucleotides long. NCBI's taxonomy places the organism in Eukaryota, Metazoa, Chordata, Actinopteri, Perciformes, Gasterosteidae. The record is from RefSeq and is a predicted model, not a curated record.